This is a messenger RNA of Fomitopsis serialis, 907 nucleotides long. RefSeq lists its product as uncharacterized. NCBI's taxonomy places the organism in Eukaryota, Fungi, Basidiomycota, Agaricomycetes, Polyporales, Fomitopsidaceae. The coding region runs from base 155 to 907 and encodes 250 amino acids. Gene Ontology annotation, cellular component: cytoplasm. The transcript has 6 exons. The record is from RefSeq and is a predicted model, not a curated record.
GGUCAGGCGACCCAGCACGCGCUACACGUGCUCGACGCGUCGGGCGACGUGCAACCGCUAAGUGGUGACCCCGGUACCCGCCACCAGAUACCAUCGCUGGCCUGCUUACUCUCAACAACGCGUCGUUAACAAGCUAUACAUUCACCGGUACACUAUGGCGCCACCACCUAUUCAGCUCUUCCUUACCACGAUCGUGUCCUCGACCCAGCUCCGCUCGCGACAAGAAUAUAUCCUGCGCAUCCUCCAAGUGAAGAAGGUACCGUUCACCUCGUAUGACCUUGCUUCAGACGCAGAUGCGAAGAACCUGUGGCGGAGGAAAGCCCCGAAAGACAAGCAACAGCUCCCCGGUAUUCUCAUUGGCGGGGAAUUUCCAGGAGACUUCUCAGCAUUCGAGGAAGCUGUUGAGUUUGGCGAGAUCGACCAAUUCCUCCGCCUAGCCGAAGACUACAAUCCCUUCGAGGACGAGAAAGACCUGCUCCCCUCCCCACCGAUCGGCGUGCCCGGGGCAUACUCGCCCGCCCAGAUGCAUCCCCAUCAUCAACCCAGCCCAUCGCCUCAGCCGUCCCCGCUCAAGAACAAGCCUGUCAACAAGAAAGGCGUGAAGGGGAUUGAUGCUGGUGAGGAACUGGGCGACGCCCGGUUGGCCGGCGUGACCAUCACGGACGACGACCUCUUGAGCUGGUCAAGGAGCUUGGGCUCGGGGGAGAUGAUGCCAACGACUUCGAUUCAAGACGAGGGGAAGGAGAAGGAGGGGGAGCAGGCAGAUAAGGGGACGGAACAGAAGGUAGAGGAGAAGGUAGAUGCGGAGCCAGCGAAGGUAGGAGAGAAGGUGGACGAUGUAAAGCAAGAACAGGGGACAGAGGCGGCUGCACCGACUGACGCUCUAGUACUUGACAAGUCAGCAUAG